AUGGAACUAGCUUCAGGGGAAGAUGACUGCCUUUGUCAGAGACAAAAGUACUGUGUAGAGCGGCCCAUAUGCACACAAGAAUAUCUCCAAGAACAUCUGCACCAAAGGAAGAAAGAGCCAGUGUCUAUCCUCCAUAAAAUUUCACAAUCUUGCAGGUGUACUACUAAGAAGGCAAAAUCUCAGCUGUACAACUUUCUUCCAAUCUUAAAAUGGCUGCCACGGUACCCAGUGAAAGAGUAUCUCCUUGGAGAUAUCAUUUCAGGCCUGAGCACAGGGGUCAUGCAGCUCCCCCAAGGUUUAGCGUAUGCCUUGCUAGCAGCUGUACCGCCAGUGUUUGGACUAUAUUCUUCAUUUUAUCCAGUGUUCCUGUAUACCUUCUUUGGAACAUCAAGACACAUAUCAAUAGGUACCUUUGCAGUGAUCAGUCUAAUGAUUGGUGGGGUCGCAAUACGAAUUGCCCCAGAUGAGAUGUUUCAUAUAGUGGAAACCAAUGUCACAAAUAGCACAGAUUACCUAGAGAAAAUUGAAGCAAGGGAUGCAAUGAGAGUGAAAGUA
Molecule: messenger RNA, 555 nt
Organism: Staurois parvus
Lineage: Eukaryota; Metazoa; Chordata; Amphibia; Anura; Ranidae
Source: the annotation of a GenBank genome assembly